Molecule: messenger RNA, 8647 nt
Organism: Oncorhynchus keta (chum salmon)
Lineage: Eukaryota; Metazoa; Chordata; Actinopteri; Salmoniformes; Salmonidae
Exons: 3
Coding region: 2817-3788 (323 amino acids)
Source: RefSeq, a predicted model, not a curated record
GUUAUCGCGCCGCCAUUUCCUGGUUGCAAUUUUUUUGUUUGUGUGACAAACCAAGCAAUGCAUAGUUUUUUUUUCCAAGCAAUGCAUAGUGUUGAGAAUCAUUGUACAAUCUAAACAGCUGUGAAAUAUAUUUUCAAUAACCAACAAUAUUGUGUUUUCAGCUGUUUGAACCUGGUAUACAAAAGUAAAAGACUCAAACUAAAUUUAGGAAGGGGAAGCAUAGAAAUAGCAUGCAUAGAACAUAUCUACCGCUUCUUGUACUUGCUUUAAAGAUGGCAUGACAGAUCUACAACUCACUUUUCUAUGGAAUUUGGUCAUAGCCCAAAAAAGUGACAUAUUGCAGCUUUAACUUUAAUAUAAACAAUGAAAAAUAUUGUUUAUAUUUAUGCAAACGAUACACUUAAUGUAUGCAGUUUAGGAAAAUUGCACCAGGCUGAGAAACAGGAAAGGUGGAAUGCAAUGGUCCAAUGGAAAUGUGCGUGCAAGGUGAGGACAGUCAUUGUGUGUUCUUUUGAGUUUUGACAUUGAUUCUUUGCCCGACAAAGUGAUGUUAAGAUAUAUAAGUUAUCCUGUACGAGCUUUUGUACCAAAUACAUUACGUUGCUACAGAUGUCAAGCUUAUGGGCAUGUGGCAGCAGCGUGUAGGAGGGAGGUUCCUAGGUGUCAGAAAUGCGCUGAAGUGCAUGAGACAAGGGAAUGUGUUGCAUUGGGGAAAGUAGUGGUAUGUGUUAAUUGUAGGGGUGCCCAUUUUUUCACUUUGACAAUCAGAGCACUGGGCAGAAAUCACAUCGCGUCAACACCCACCGCGGGCUUCGCGAUGCUUUAUUUUAAAGUUGUCAUAUGCCGAGGCAGUGAAGAAAGUAGAGGAAGAUGGAUCAAGGGGGAGGGAUCAUGAGAUGAGUGGUAUGAGUAGUAGAUCUGUACCAGUACAGAGGGAUAGGCCAACAAGUAAUAUAUGUUUCAGUAAGAUUGGAUUUUUAGCAUUUAUUGCAAUGGUUAUCAACUGUACUGCAGGGAUGGCAUAUAAGUCGCAGAAAAUUGAGGUUGUGGUGGCAGCUGCAGAGAAGUAUCUGGGUGUGCGAGACUUGACAUCAGAAGAGUUACAGGGUGUGUUUUUAUUUUUUAUUAUUUGACCUUUAUUUAAUCAGGCAAGUCAGUUAAGAACAUUUUUUUUUUUGUAUAUGUUAUUUCACCUUCAGUUGCGAACAAGUUAUCAUUUAGAUAAAGAUAAAGCAAAGCAGUGCGACCAAAAACAACAACACAGUUACCCAUAAACAAACAUAAAGUUAAUAACACAAUAGAAAAUAAAAAUAGAAAAAUCUAUGUACAGUGUGUGCAAAUGUAGAAGAGUAGGGAGGUAGGCAAUAAAUAGGCCAUAGAGGUGAAAUAAUGACCAUUUAGCAUUAAUACUGCAGUGAUAGAUGUGCAGAUGAUGAUGUGCAAGUGGAGAUACAGGGUGCAAGAGGCUAAGUAAUAACAUGGGGAUGAGGUAGUUGGGUGUGCUAUUUACAGAUUGGCUGUGUACAGGUACGGUGAUCGAUAAGCUGCUCUGACAACAGAUGCUUAAAGUUAGAGAGGGAGAUAUAAGACUCCAGCUUCAGAAAUUUUUGCAAUCGUUCCAGUCAUUGGCAGCAGAGAACUGGAAGGAAAGGCGGCCAAUGAAGUUUUGGCUUUGGGGAUGACAAGUGCAAUAUACCUGCUGGAGCACGUGCUACUUCCGGCGCCUACAGAGAUGGCCGCCUCUCUUCGCGUUCCUAGGAAACUAUGCAGUUUUUUGUUUUUUUUUACGUGUUAUUUCUUACAUUAGUACCCCAGGUCAUCUUAGGUUUCAUUACAUACAGUCGAGAAGAACUACUGAAUAUAAGAUCAGCGUCAACUCACCAUCAGUACGACCAAGAAUAUGUUUUUCGCGACGCGGAUCCUGUGUUCUGCCUUUCAAACAGGACAGCGGAAUGGAUCCCAUGCUGCGACCCCAAAAAACGACUCCGAAAAAGAGGGAAACGAGGCGGUCUCCUGGUCAGACUCCGGAGACGGGCACACCGUGCACCACUCCCUAGCAUUCUUCUUGCCAAUGUCCAGUCUCUUGACAACAAGGUUGAUGAAAUCCGAGCAAGGGUAGCAUUCCAGAGGGACAUCAGAGACUGUAACGUUCUUUGCUUCACGGAAACAUGGCUCACUGGAGAGACGCUAUCCGAUGCGGUGCAGCCAACGGGUUUCUCCACACAUCGCGCCGACAGAAACAGACAUCUUUCUGGUAAGAAGAGGGGCGGGGGCGUAUGCCUUAUGGCUAACGAGACAUGGUGUGAUGUAAGAAACAUACAGGAACUCAAAUCCUUCUGUUCACCUGAUUUAGAAUUCCUCACAAUCAAAUGUAGACCGCAUUACCUACCAAGAGAAUUCUCUUCGAUUAUAAUCACAGCCGUAUAUAUCCCCCCCAAGCAGACACAUCGAUAGCUCUGAACAAACUUUAUUUAAGUCUUUGCAAACUGGAAACCAUUUAUCCGGAGGCUGCAUUCAUUGUUGCUGGGGAUUUUAACAAGGCUAAUCUGAAAACAAGACUCCCUAAAUUUUAUCAGCAUAUCGAUUGCGCAACCAGGGGUGGAAAAACCUUGUAUCAUUGUUACUCUAACUUCCGCGACGCAUAUAAGGCCCUGACCCGCCCCCCUUUUGGAAAAGCUGACCACGACUCCAUUUUGUUGAUCCCUGCCUACAGACAGAAACUAAAACAAGAGGCUCCCACGCUGAGGUCUGUCCAACGCUGGUCCGACCAAGCUGACUCCACACUCCAAGACUGCUUCCAUCACGUGGACUGGGAUAUGUUUCGUAUUGCGUCAGUUAACAAUAUUGACAAAUACGCUGAUUCGGUGUGCGAGUUCAUUAGAACGUGCGUUGAAGAGUUCGUUCCCAUAGCAACGAUUAAAACAUUCCCUAACCAGAAACCGUGGAUUGAUGGCAGCAUUCGCGUGAAACUGAAAGCGCGAACCACUGCUUUUAAUCAGGGCAAGGUGUCUGGUAACAUGACCGAAUACAAACAGUGCAGCUAUUCCCUCCGUAAGGCUAUCAAACAAGCUAAGCGUCAGUACAGAGAAAAAGUAGAAUCUCAAUUCAACGGCUCAGACACAAGAGGCAUGUGGCAGGGUCUACAGUCAAUCACGGACUACAGGAAGAAAUCCAGCCCCGUCACGGACCAGGAUGUCUUGCUCCCAGGCAGACUAAAUAACUUUUUUGCCCGCUUCGAGGACAAUACAGUGCCACUGACACGGCCUGCAACCGAAACGUGCGGUCUCUCCUUCACUGCAGCCGAGGUGAGUAAGACAUUUAAACGUGUUAACCCUCGCAAGGCUGCAGGCCCAGACGGCAUCCCCAGCCGCGCCCUCAGAGCAUGCGCAGACCAGCUGGCCGGUGUGUUUACGGACAUAUUCAAUCAAUCCCUAUACCAGUCUGCUGUUCCCACAUGCUUCAAGAGGGCCACCAUUGUUCCUGUUCCCAAGAAAGCUAAGGUAACUGAGCUAAACGACUACCGCCCCGUAGCACUAACUUCCGUCAUCAUGAAGUGCUUUGAGAGACUAGUCAAGGACCAUAUCACCUCCACCCUACCUGACACCCUAGACCCACUCCAAUUUGCUUACCGCCCAAAUAGGGAGUUGUACUCCAGUCUAGUAGGUGGCGGUAAUGCAACAUAUUGGAUGCCAACCGCCGUUAAGCCUAAUCGAAGAAGAGUGAGUUGUAGGGAGGGAACACCUGAAAAACAGCCACACUGUGCAGAAGCUGGUCCUUCUUGGGUAUGAUAGUACUUGAAUCCAAAUAAUUGUUUGUCUAAAUGUUUUUGUCCUGCUGAGCUGAAUAAGAUGAAUUUACAUGAAAAAACUGCGCAUAUUAAGUGUAUAUUUUGUAUUUGAAAGAUUCUUUCUCGCUAGUAAGAAAGUUAAGAUCCAAAACUGUCCAAAACCUUAUCGCUAGUGAGGCUUAUAUGGGUAAACUGGAUAUACCCAAAGAGGAAGAGAGAGACCCAACUCGGCUGAAAAUAUUUUCCCCUCCAGCAGGUGUUUUUUUAUUUUUUUAUUUUGUUUAGCCCACCAAGCAAGGAGUUUUUGUCAGUGAGCGUGUCGAAUUUGUUCAAAAAUAAAAGGAAUGGCUUAUUUGCUACGUGAGAUUUAUUUGAUCGAAUAGCAGUUUGGUAAAGCUUAUGUUGUUACGUAGGGUUAGGGUUAGGAGCAUCAUUAUGAGAUUAAACAACUGCUUGAUACUUGCCUGUUUGUGUGUGUGACAAGAACUGAGUAACAUGGUGUGACCUGCAUGUUGCAAAACUGUAGAUAACAGCCCAGCAGAUGCUUUGUCCUUGUGUUUGUAUGUAACAAUAUUGAGCACAUGGUGUGACUUGCUGUAUCUUACAAAGUUGCGGUUAAGCAGGGAUAGGGGGGGUGGUCAUCACAAGGUUUAACUGAGAUGGAAAAAUACUGAACAACACAAAAGCAGGAACUGAGCAACUGUUAUAACUAGGGGGUGAUACCAGAACAGUAGGAAUCUUUUCAUCGACGGAGGGAGGACUCCAAGAAACGCCAAGAGGCGGGGACCUGCCUGAGCGCCUGCGAUAGGCUGAGUAAGUUUAAACCACGCCCAGACUCUACUGUGAUAGGCCAACAGACGGGUUGGAACAAUGUCUAUCACAGUAUAAGAACACUGUUUACGUACAUCCUGUCAGUUCUCUGUUCUGCCCUGCCCUGCGUGGUAUUACUGUGAGCCCGUAUAUACGAAAGUUGCAUUUGCCAUUUAUUACUUAGCUAAUAAAAAAACGUAGUAUACAAUCGGUGACUCAUUGUUAUAUUUAUCCUGAUACCAGAUUAGAAUUUACACAACUCUAACAUUACAUAAAACAUUAUAAAAAAUAUUCAGUUAGGUUGUGUGAAAAUGUUUCAUGGCGACAUCUCACUGCAAGUUAAGCAAACUUAAAAGCAACUUUUAUUUGGAUGCUUAACAACUAGGUUAUUAUGUAAGCCCGUUAAUUCUUCAAGGUACAGAGGAUUCUGGCAUUGCUCCCAUUCUUGAGGUUGUGGACUAACUGCAUGAUGGGAGAUGUGAAAUAUAAACUGCUGUAUUGCAACAUAGCACUUCAUUAAUGGAAUAAAAAAAAUUAAAGUCUGGAUUAUUUGCUAAAAUAAUAUUGGUUGAUAUUCAAUGUUAGUUCCUCAACAUAAAUGGAUUUGAACUUAUGCAGUGUCUCACUUACUCAUUAUUUUUCUUCCUCUCACUCUAAUUUCUCACCUUAGGGUCCAGCUUUACUGAGUGGUUUACCUCGUAGGUCCAUAAUGUGGUAACAGGAGAAUACCCCAUCAUCUGGGAUCAGACCUUCAGGAGAAUUCCCGGUGAUGACUCCGGUUAAAGUACAUGAGUACGCCAGCUGCACAACCUUCUCUGCUACCUCUGAGUACAUGGAAGGCCACAACACACCGCCUCAAGAAUGAGGAGAUCUUCGACGUCUGCAUCCCCUGCUUUCACAUGGUUUGCCCUCCAUUCCGUGAGUCAAUUGUACGGUCGCAGGUAUCAGCAAGGGAUGUUUCUAGUGCCUCUUUUAACAAAGACAACUCGUCAGACACUGAUGACUAUAAUGAGGGUGAGCUUUGAGGCAUAAACAUGGCAGCCCCAGGGGGACGAUGUCCAUGCCACAUUUUACACACUUUUCUCACCACAGGACUCAAUUGGGAAAGGGGCUGGGAAGGACUUUCACAGUUCCAUAAGAGUAAAGUUUGUUUUUGUUAUUUGUAAAGCUGUAGCUGAUAGCUGGAUGAUAUACUACCACAGCCUCUGCAAUAUGCCCUCCCAUGCAAAUCCAAGAUCUCGCCAUUGUUUAUUUUUUUUUCAACAAUGGCGCAAUCUGGAACUGGACAUUGACUAUUGAGAGCAGGGUUGUACACCUCUUUUUCAAUAGUAACAUUGUUCAUUCUCUAGCUGACUGCCUAGUGCCUUGAACUAAAGUGCAGAUUGGUGCUCUAUCUAAAUCCUAUGAAGAGCCACGCCAACUCUUCAGGUCCACUGUAGGUAGGUCGUUAACGCAUCAUCAAAAAGGACAUUUAUUUUACAUUGCAGCUGUUUCUGCAGUGGUGUUAAACAUUUAUAACUAUGAUGCUCUUAAUCAGAGAUGGUCACUGCCAGUGGUUUUCAAACCCAACAAAAACCAAGGAAUUAUAUGGAAACACAUAAAAGCUGGGCUGUUUGGAUACGCUAACAACAAUGACAAAGAGAAGCCCACAUGAAAGCUGUUGAGCUACUGUACAUUGGGAUGCCGUCUAGAUAUACAGGAACAUUUUAACGUGGGCUUGUCUCUGUCAUGCAUUAAUGCAUUUAAUGGAUCAGUAUCUUUAUUCAUUGUCAUGUGAUUAUGAUUAUUUGAAAGUCUGCAGAAAAACCCAUCUGUUUAGUAAAGCAGCCAAUCAGUGUGCAGUUUCUCAUAGAAAUCUGAAUGUUUGAACAAUGAGCUAGAGCAUCACACCCCUCCGUAUUUAUUUGGACAGCGACGCUAAAAUGAGUACCUUUGGCUCUAUCCUCCAGCAUUUUGAAUUUGAGAUCAAAUGUUUGAGGCAACAGUACAGAAUGUCACCUUUUUUGAGGGUAUUUCCAUACAUAUCUGUUUUGCCGUUUACAAAUUAAUGCACUUAAUGUACAGUGCUUUCAGAAAGUAUUCACACCCAUUUACUUUUUCCACAUUUUGUGUUACAUCCUGAAUUUAAAAUGGAUUAAUUUCAGUUUUUGUGUCCCUGGCCUACACAUACCACAUAAUGUCAAAGUUGAAUUAUGUUUUUAGAAAUGUUUGCAAGUUAAUGAAAAGCUGACAUGAGUCAAUAAGUAUUCAACCCCUUUAUGGUAAACCUAAAUGGGGUCAGGGGUAAAUUUGUAAGUAAUUUGCUUAACAAGUCACAAGUUGCAUGGACUCACUCACUGUGUGCAAUAGUGUUUAACAUGAUUUUUGAAUGGCUACCUGAUCUCUGUACCCCACACAUACAAUUAUUUGUAAGGUCCCUCGGUCGAGCAGUGAAUGUCAAACACAGAUUCAACCAUAAAGACCACAAAGACCAGGGAGGUUUUCCCAAUGCCUCGCAAAGAAGGGAGAUGGGGGAGGAAGAAAAAAAAGAAGCAGACAUUGAAUAUCCCUUUGAGCAUGGUUAAUUUAUUAAUUAAACUGUGGAUGGUGUAUCAAUACACCCAGUCACAAAGAUACAGGCGUCCUUCCUUACUCAGUUGCCGGAGAGGAAGGAAACUGCUCAGGGAUUGCACCAUUAGGCCAAUGGUCACUUGAAAACACUUAGUUUAAUGGCUGUCAUAGGAAACAACUGAGGAUGGAUCAACAAGAUAUACUGAACAAAAAUAUAAAUGCAACAAUUUAAGAGAUUUACUGAGUUACACUUCUUAUAAGGAUAUCUCAUUAGGCUCUAAUCAAUGAAUUCCACAUGACUGAGCAGGGGUGGAGUAAUGAAUGGACCCAGACAGUAAAAAUCCUCAGUUUCAUCAGCUGUCUGGGUGGCUGGUCUCAGAUGAUCCCGCAGGUGAAGAAACUGGAUGUGGAUGUCCUGGGCUGGCGUGGUUACAUGAGAUCUACGGUUGUGAGGCCGGUUGGACUUAUUGAAAAAUACUCUAAAAUGACGUUGGAGGCGGCUUAUGGUAAAGAAAUUUAUCUAAAAUGAUCUGGCAACAGCUCUGGUGGACAUUCCUGCAGUCAGCAUGCUAAUUGCAUGCUCCUUCAACUUGAGACAUCUGUGUUGUGUGACAACUGCACAUUUUUGAGUGGCCUUUUAUUUUCCCCAGCACAAGGUGCCCAUGUGUGAUGAUAAUGCUGUUUAAUCAGCACCUUGAUAUGCUACACCUGUCAGAUGGAUGGAAUAUCUUGACAAAUGAGAAAUGCUCACUAACAGGGAGGUAACAUAUUUGUGCACACAUUUCAAGAUAAAUAAUUUAUAGAAAUGUAAUUUAUAAUACAAAUUUCUGGGAUCUUUUAUUUCAGCUCACGAAACAUGGGACCAACACUUUACAUGCGUUUAUAUUUUUGUUCAGCAUCGUUACUACACAAUACUAACCUAAUUGACAAGAGUUAAAAGAAGGAAGCUUGUAAACAAUAACAAGUAUUCCAAAACAUGCAUCCUGUUUGCAAUAAGACACUAAACUAAAACUGCAAAAAUUUGACAAAGAAAUUCACUUUAUGUACUGAAUACAAAGCAUUAUGUUUUGAACAUACACAACACAUCACUGAGUACCACUCUCAUAUUUUCAAGCAUGGUGGUGGCUGCAUCAUGUUUUGGGUGUGUUUCUCAUCGGCAAGGACUAGGAAGUUUUCUUAGGAUAAAAAGAAAUGGCAUAGAUAGAGCUAAGCACAGGCAAAAUCAUUGAGGAAAACCUGGUUGUCUGCUUUCCAACAGACAAUUUGACCUUUCAACAGGACAAUAACCUAAAACACAAGGCCAAAUAUACACUGGAGUUGCUUAUCAAGAUGACAUUGAAUAUUCCUGAGUGUCCUAGUUACAGCUUUGACUUAAAUAGGCUUGAUAAUCUAUGGCAAGACUUGAAAAUGGCUGUCUAGCAAUGAUCAAUUUGACAGUGCAAAGAGUUUUAAAGAGUUUUAAAAAGAAUCUGCAAAUAUUAUACAAUCCAGGUGUGCAAA